AUGAGCACACGCGACGGCAGCGACACCAUGAGCCCGCCGAACGAGGCGACGAAGCGGAAGAGCGACGACGGGGCCGGACAGCCGCGGGCGAAGCGCAACCGGUACAUUAGCAUCGCGUGCAACGAGUGCAAGCGGCGCAAGAUCAAGUGCAACGGACAGACGCCAUGCCAGCGGUGCGGCAACCUCAGCCUCGAGUGCCUGUACGCGCCCAACUGCUGCAACAACUUCAAGGAGAGCGACGAGUUCAAGCAGAUGACGGCGCAUAUGGCGCGAUUGCAGCAGCAGCUCGACGACAUGCUGCAGACGGUGCACAGCCUAUGCAGGCAGUCCGACGUCCAUCCCGACGGCACGCCCUUGACCGCCCAGCUGCCGCCGCCGCCGCCCAAGCACCCACGCUCCACGUCUUUCAGCAAGCACCCGCGCUUCCACGGCCCGACGGCCAACGCCUUCAACCUGGGCGUCGCGCGCAGCAGCCUGCAGACCAUGGGCAUCACCGCCGCCGACGACGGCGACGGCGACGGCGACGGCGAGGAGGUCGCGACGCACGACGCCACCCCGCGCGCCUCGCCGUCGGCGCCCGCCGCGCCGCUGCACGCCGACAAGGACGCCGUCUGGGCCCUCUCCAAGGCCGAGGCGCUGCGGCUGGUGCACGUGUGGUACGAGGAGCAGGGCAUCAUGUACCCAAUCCUGGACCUGGACAAGCUGCUGCGCCACGCCGACAUGCUGUUCUCGUUCGUCGAGGCCGCCGCGCGCUCUGGGCUGAUGCAGCGCGCCAUGCCCGGCGCCGACGCCAUCAUGGACGACCAGACGAGCGUGCUGAAGCUCGUGCUGGCCAUCACCCUGGUCAUGGAGGGCGGCGGGACGGAUCCGCUGGGCGAGAGGCUGUUUUCGAACGUGCAGGGCGUCGUCGAGCGCAUCCUCUCCGAGCCCGUGAGCCUGCAGAGCGUCGGUCUGCUGACUCUGACGGGCAUGUACCACUUCACCCGCGACGACGAGGCCCUCGCCUGGCGCAUGAUCGGGCUCGCCGCCCGCCACUGUCUCGAGCUGGGCCUGCACCGCCGCGAGACGUACGCCGCGCUGUUCCCGGACCCCGACGAGCAGGCCGCCGCCGUCCGCAUCUUCUGGUCCGUCUACGUGCUGGACCGCCGCUGGUCGCUCGGCACCGGCAUGCCGUUUGCGCUGCAGGACGCCGACAUGGACCACAAUCUGCCCAAGCCCGACGUCUCGACGCACACGUCGACGCCCUACCUCAACGCCAUGAUCUCCUACAGCGCCAUCGGCUCCAAGGUCUGGAAGUCCGUCGCCGCGUCCUCCUCGGACACAUCGCCCGGCUCGGACCUCCAGAUGUCAAAGGAAGACAUCUCCUUUCUCGACUUCCAGGUCCUCAACUGGCACCGCUCGAUCCCGGAGCUGCUGAGGUUCAAACACCCGGACGCCGGGCAGUCGCACUCGUCGCCGCCCGCGCGCGUCCUGCACCGGCUGCAGAUCCUGCUGUACCUGCGGGCGAACCAGAUGCGGAUCCUGAUCUACCGGCCGGUGCUGCACACGGCGACGACGAUCCUGUCGCACCUCGACUUUGCGCACACGGUCGUCAAGGUCGCCAAGGACACGAUCCGCAUCCUGACCUUUAUCAACGGCUCGACCGACAUCUACCGCUGCCAGCAGACCAUGUUCAACUACUUCCUCAUCAGCGCCCUGGCCGUCCUGUUCCUCGCCGUCGCCCACGCGCCCGCAGAGUUCUCCGCUGACUGCAGGGAGGAGUGGUACAUGGCCCUCCACCUCGUGCGCGGCCUGAGCAGCGAGAGCCGCGUCAGCAAGCGCCUGUGGCGCACCAUCCGCACCCUCAACGAAGUCGGCCCGCGCCUGGGGCUCGUCAGCGAGUACCAGCAGCAGCAGCAGCAGCAGCAGCACGAGCAGCAGCAGCACGAGCAGAGCGAUGCCGCCGUCGCCAUGGCGGGGCUCGCGGGGCACGAGAUGCCGCACUUUCUGCGCCGCCACGGUGCGCUGGAUCCCGCGCUGGACCCUGCGCUGGGCGACACGCCGCACGGCAUCGCGCUGCACCUGACCAGUCUGUUUGAGGCGGCCGGCAGCGCGUACGGCAUCAACAACCCGUUUGACGGCAUGAGCGGCCUGUCGAGCGCGGGCGGGUACGAGGGCAUGCCGGCGUAUGGGACCGAGAACGAUGAGCUGGCGCGCAUCAUGCGAGAUUUGUUCUAG
Molecule: messenger RNA, 2217 nt
Organism: Didymella exigua CBS 183.55
Lineage: Eukaryota; Fungi; Ascomycota; Dothideomycetes; Pleosporales; Didymellaceae
Exons: 4
Coding region: 1-2217 (738 amino acids)
Biological process (GO): DNA-templated transcription; positive regulation of transcription from RNA polymerase II promoter by galactose
Cellular component (GO): nucleus
Molecular function (GO): DNA-binding transcription factor activity, RNA polymerase II-specific; RNA polymerase II cis-regulatory region sequence-specific DNA binding; zinc ion binding
Source: RefSeq, a predicted model, not a curated record